GUGGGUGAACCAGAAAUCCCAUUCGCCGUCUUGACAAGAUUCGCAUUCAGAGCCAAGACUUUCAUACGCAUAUCUACUUUGUUGAAAAUUAUUCUUACUACAAAGACAAAGACAACGAAUCUUUGGUUUAUCGUUUUGGACCAGAUACAGAGGGUGUCCCGCCUUGUCGAGAGCCGCCGCUCAUAAUAGCCAAGAUCCCGACGCAAUUGCGCUCACGAUACUAUUCCGGGAUGCAAGCGUUAUAAGGCCGCGCAUAUAGACAAGAUCUAAAGAGUACGGUGCGCAGAAUGGCGGAGGAGAUACUACCGGUAUCAAGUCGCUCCGGGGCGGAAGAAGCAUGGCAUGAGAAGAAGUCGCAGCGGAGCGAAGUGGCGCAUGACGAGGAGAGCCAUGCGCCUUGCUCGAGGAAUGAUGGUAUAUGGCAAAGAUGCUUCAAGAGAAAAAGGAGAAGGAAGUCCAGGGACGAAGGAUUGGACGGCGCACAUGAAGAACCAUCGCUGUGGCGGCCGGUCGUCAGAAAGACUCGUCGAGCGUUCGCUCCUGGCGGAACCAUGAGACCGUUUCGAUUGUUACGCCAGGAUUGGCGCAAUCUGGCCCAUCGAUAUGCAUCGGACUGGGGGACGUUCAAUCAACUUAUUUUUGCGAGCGCCGUGUUUGUCUUCUUCACAAAUCUCCUCCCUGGCAUCACUUUUGCCAGUGAUUUGUACGUCUUGACGGGGAAGAAUUGGGGGACGAUAGAAGUCGUUUUGAGUACAGGAUUAUGUGGGAUUAUAUUUUCAAUAUUCUCCAUUCAACCCCUGACCAUCCUCGGUGUUACUGGUCCAUUUUCUAUCCUCGCAGAAAACAUCUAUUCUCUCUGCGAGUCAUCCUUUCAUAUACCCUUUCUCCCAUUCAUGACAUGGUCACUACUGCACGCCGCAUGGAUGCACUUUCUCCUCGCCAUUUUCAACGCGCACAGCUGGACUAUGCACUAUGUCACGACCUUUUCCACCGAAAUAUUCUCCCUGCUCAACAGCAUCAUCUACUUCCACAAGGCCAUCCAAGAACUUCAGCGCGUACACGCCGGGUCUUCAUUUGCCGCAUUUCUCUACUCCAUCAUCGGCACCAUUGGGACUUUUUUCCUUGCCGUCUUUCUCUCAACCGCCGAGCACUGGCGCCCGCUCUUCCACCGAUAUAUUCGGAUGGGUCUCGCCGAAUACGCCGCAGCAAUUAGCAUCAUCUUCUUCAUCGGAAUGCCACAUGUGGGCGAGCUGGCCUCGCUCGAUUUCCAAACAUUGCAAGUCAGCACGUCGUUUCGGCCGACGAGUCCCGAGCGCACACGGUUCUUUGUCGAGUUUUGGCAUCUUCCGCUAAGUUGGAUCUUUACUGCAAUUAUUCCCGGGUUCAUCAUCACAUUGCUCUUCUUCUUCGAUCAUGAAGUCAGCAGCAUCAUCUGCACCAUUGAACGGUACGGUACGAAAAAGCCCGGCGGUUUUGCAUGGGAUAUUGUGCUCCUAGGCAUCACUACUGCCAUGUGUGGCAUUCUUGGGAUCCCGCCUGCGAAUGGACUGCUCCCGCAGGCCCCGCUACAUUCGGAGAGUUUGAUGCAUACUGAAGUGGAACAUGUACGAGUUGUUGCUGAGGACGGAGAGGAAAAGGUUGAAACCCGAGAAGUCCGCAGAGUGCAUGAGCAGCGCUGGAGUGCUUUUCUUCAUGCGGGUGGGAUUAUACUUUUUGUGAGCCCGCCGUUCAUGCAUGUCUUGGGAUUGACUCCCACGAGUGUCCUGGCUGGGUUGUUUCUCUUCAUGGGCGAGCAGAGUCUAUCGGUGAAUCCAAUACUUUACCGCUUCUUCUACAUGCUCACGCCGCCAUCCGAGCUUCCGCCCCUCCCAGAGACCCUCCUCAACCGCAACAACGCCAGUAUCAACACCCCGCACGAUCUUCCAUCCAAUACCCACCUUCCUCCCCUCCCUUCCUCGACUAUUUCUCCCUCUUCCGAGAACCCCGAACAUCCCGAAAACCCUACGUAUCCCGAGUGUCCCGAAAAUCCCGAAUAUCCCACAUACCCUCCACACCCAAACCUGGCGAACCACACCCCUACCAGCCCGCACGACGAACUCGAAUAUACCGCUCGACGACAACCCUCUCACUACUCUUCCUCGCGAUCCGCGCAUCAUCUCUCUCUAUAUUCCACCACUUCCCGCCCCUCCACCGUUUCCUCCAAUCCCAAUCCCGGUCUCGCUUCUACCUCCGUUUCCACUUCCACCUCCACGCCCUCUCCCAACACCAACACGGCGACGACCACCACCGUGAAUACACUCUCCGCCUACCUCCCGAUCCACAUGUACACACUCACGCAGAUCCUCGUCACGGCAGGAAUCUUCAUCGUCACGCUGACAAAGGGGGCGCCUGCGUUUCCCAUCAUCAUCAUCGCGCUCGUGCCUGUCCGGCUGCUCGUCAUGAAGUAUUGCUGGCAUCGCGAGGUGCUGCGGUAUGUUGAUGCGUGGGCGUGUAAAGAUGGCACGCCCGAGGAUGACGAGGACGUGAAGCGCGGCAUGGCCACAGUACCACCAGACGGCGUGAGUCGUGACGGGUGAUUUAUUUUUUAUCUUUCCGUUAUAUAUAUAUAUAUAUUUUCUUUCAUUUCCUUUUUUUGGGUCUUUUUUUUUUUUCUCGUUUCUUUUAUUUCCUUCUUUGUUCCUUUUUUUCCCUUAUUCUCUUACCCUUUUUCUUAUAUAUUUACUUUGAUUUUUUUUGUUUCAGGGAGUGGAUAGGAAAGUGCAUAUUGGAUCUUGUACCAUUUAUAUCGUAUAGUUUGCUUUGGGUUAUUAUAUUAGGGUUUCGGAUUAGGCUUUGGAUUAGAUGGUGGCGAUUCUGGCGAAUUUAUGGUAUAACCUCAUUAGAUUGAUCGGCAUGGCGCUUGGGAUAUGAGCUUAGAUAUAUUAACACAGCAAUGCUUCUCUUUUAUGAAUAAAUAAAUACAUGUCUAUAUCUCAUAUCUCAUAGUAUAGCUUGAAUCAAAAG
Xylona heveae TC161 is the source of this 3003-nucleotide messenger RNA. RefSeq lists its product as hypothetical. NCBI's taxonomy places the organism in Eukaryota, Fungi, Ascomycota, Xylonomycetes, Xylonales, Xylonaceae. The coding region runs from base 288 to 2576 and encodes 762 amino acids. The record is from RefSeq and is a predicted model, not a curated record. Gene Ontology annotation, molecular function: solute:inorganic anion antiporter activity; borate efflux transmembrane transporter activity. Gene Ontology annotation, biological process: monoatomic anion transport; borate transport; transmembrane transport. The transcript is spliced from 4 exons. Gene Ontology annotation, cellular component: plasma membrane; fungal-type vacuole.